GUUCCUCUUCCCGCUCGCCCAGCCAGCGAUCAGCCCACCCAGACCCGCUCUCCCCUCCAUCCCGCCCCGGCCCCCGACACCAUGGUCGCCCGCACUAUCCUCUACUACUCGUCUGUCCCGUCGACCCUCAAGCUGAAGAAGGACCAGGUCCGGGUUCAGGAUAUCUUGAAGGCGCGCAAGGUCGAAUUCGACAUGGUUGAUGUUUCGACCGAAGAGGACCAGAAGAACUACAUGAGAAUGAAGAGCGGCAAGAACAUUCUCCCUCAGAUCUUUGUCGAUGGCGAAUACAAAGGGACCACCGAGGAUCUGGAAGAGGCAAACGAGUGCGAGAACGUCGUUCAGUGGCUGGGGCUCGACCAGGAGCCGCUAGUGAUUUGAGCCCGGUCCGUCCCUCGACAUGUGCAAAACUUUUUGGCUCGUCGCCAGCGCUGUAUUUCUCGACACUAUAGAUUUGUUUGUCCCCUCCCCGCAAGCCUAGAAACGCCAUAGCGCCCAAUAAAAAAACCCAAAUGUGCUGGUCCAAAGACCGCUGCCUCUGCGUUGCGUCAUGACCGAGGAUCUGGCGUGUUUGUUGCCAGCGGGGUCGCCGU
Molecule: messenger RNA, 590 nt
Organism: Polychytrium aggregatum
Lineage: Eukaryota; Fungi; Chytridiomycota; Chytridiomycetes; Polychytriales
Product: thioredoxin-like protein
Exons: 4
Coding region: 82-378 (98 amino acids)
Cellular component (GO): cytoplasm
Source: RefSeq, a predicted model, not a curated record